CAACCCCUUCCGCGCAGAGGGGGGACGCGGGAUCCUAGGCCGAUCCAGGCCGGGUUUUGCGGCGGCACGCGCGCGUGCUGAUCCCUCGUCCGCAGUUCAGUGCACGGUUGGCGGCAGUGGGGGCAUCAUGGUGCUGGACGAACUGUGGACCGCGCUCCCUGGCGCCUCCGUGGCUUCCCUGGUCUGUUGCUUGGUGGCAGCGGCCGUGGCCCUGCGCUGGUCAAGUCGUCGGCCGGCACGGGGAGCCGUGGCCCGGGCGCGACAGAAACAGCAGGCAGCCCUGGACACCAUGGAUAAGGCGGCGCAGCGCUUCCGCCUCCAGAACCCUGACCUGGACUCCGAGGCACUGCUGGCCCUGCCCCUGACUCAGCUCGUGCAGAAGUUACACAACGGGGAACUGACCCCAGAGGCUGCACUCUUCACCUAUGUGGGAAAGGCCUGGGAAGUAAACAAAGGGACCAACUGUGUGACCACCUACUUGGCAGACUGUGAGACUCAGCUAUCCCAGGCCCCAAAGCAGGGCCUGCUCUAUGGAGUCCCUGUGAGCCUCAAGGAGUGCUUCAGCUACAAAGGCCAGGACUCAACACUGGGCUUGAGCCUGAACGAGAGCAUGCCCGCAGAGUGUGACAGUGUGGUGGUGCAGGUGCUGAAGUUGCAGGGCGCUGUGCCCUUCGUGCACACCAACAUCCCUCAGUCCAUGUUCAGCUAUGAUUGCAGUAAUCCCCUCUUUGGCCAGACCUUGAACCCACUGAAGUCCUCCAAGAGCCCAGGUGGCUCCUCUGGGGGUGAAGGGGCCCUCAUUGGGGGUGGAGGCUCCCCCCUGGGCUUAGGUACAGACAUCGGAGGCAGUAUCCGCUUUCCCUCCUCCUUCUGUGGCAUCUGUGGCCUCAAGCCCACGGGAAACCGCAUCAGCAAGAGUGGCCUGAAGGGCUGUGUCUAUGGACAGGUAGCAGUGCAGAUGUCAGCCGGCCCCAUGGCUCGGGAUGUGGAAAGCCUAGCGCUGUGCCUGCGAGCCCUACUGUGUGAGGACAUGUUCCGCUUGGACCCUUCCGUGCCCCCCCUGCCCUUUAAGGAGGAGGUCUACGCAAGCUCUCAGCCCCUGCGUGUGGGGUAUUAUGAGACCGACAACUAUACCAUGCCCACCCCGGCCAUGAAGCGGGCCCUGCUGGAGACGAAGAAGAGCCUUGAGGCUGCUGGCCACACGCUGGUUCCCUUCCUGCCAAGCAAUAUACCCUAUGCUCUGGAGAUCCUCGCAACAGGUGGGCUGUUCAGUGAUGGUGGCCACAGCUUCCUACAGAACUUCGAAGGUGAUUUUGUGGACCCCUGCUUGGGAGACCUGAUCUCAGUUCUGAAGAUGCCCAGGUGUUUGAAAGGACUGCUGGCUUUCCUGCUGAAGCCUCUGUUCCCAAGGGUGGCAUCCUUUCUUAGCAGCAUGAAGUCCCGGUCGGCUGGAAAGCUCUGGGAACUGCAAUACGAGAUUGAGGUGUAUCGCAACUCCGUGAUUGCCCAGUGGAGAGCACUGGACCUGGAUGUGCUGCUCACCCCCAUGCUGGGCCCGGCUCUGAACUUGAAUGCUCCCGGCAGGGCCACAGCGGCUGUCAGCUACACUCUGCUCUACAACUGCCUGGACUUCCCAGCGGGGGUAGUGCCUGUCACCACGGUGACCACCGAGGACGAGGCCCAGAUGGAACAUUACAGGGGCUACUUUGGGGAUUUCUGGGACAAGGUGCUACAGAAGGCCGUGAAGAAGAGUGUGGGGCUGCCCGUGGCCGUGCAGUGUGUGGCCCUGCCCUGGCAAGAAGAAUUGUGCCUGCGGUUCAUGCGGGAGGUGGAGCGACUGAUGACCCCUGAAAAGCAGCCAUCCUGACUGCCACUCUCUGGGUUCUGGGGAUCCAAGACCUACUCGAUCUGUGCCCAGCCUAGUCUGGGCACAGCGGCCACCCUGUGAGGAGAUGUUCGGCCUGGGCCAGAGCCUUCCAUGUCCCCCUCCCCCGAUCUUCUACAAGCAGCACAGAGCCCCUGAGUCUGGACCUUGCUCCCUGUUCUGAUUCCCUCCCUCUGCCCUGACAUGCCCACCACAUGGCCAGCAGUGGUAUGAUAUGAGCAAAAGCCUACUAACACUCAAGAAAUGUUUCUAGUCUGUA
Hyaena hyaena (striped hyena) is the source of this 2144-nucleotide messenger RNA. Its product is annotated as fatty-acid amide hydrolase 1. The coding region runs from base 128 to 1867 and encodes 579 amino acids. The transcript is spliced from 15 exons. Gene Ontology annotation, biological process: fatty acid catabolic process. Lineage: Eukaryota; Metazoa; Chordata; Mammalia; Carnivora; Hyaenidae. The record is from RefSeq and is a predicted model, not a curated record. Gene Ontology annotation, molecular function: fatty acid amide hydrolase activity; amidase activity.